CGCGCAGCGCGACCAGUAGGCGCCGCCCUCGCCCUCGGAGAACAUACUCGAAGGCGGCGACCGGUGCCAUCGUCCGAAUCGCUCCGCCACAGACCCGCUCGACCUCUCGCCAUGGUGGAAGCCGAUCGCCCCGGGAAGCUGUUCAUCGGGGGGCUCAACCCCGAAACCGACGAGAAGGCCCUGGAGGUGGCGUUUGGCAAGUAUGGCCGCAUCUCCGAGGUGCUGCUCAUGAAAGAUCGAGAAACCAGCAAGUCCAGGGGCUUCGCGUUCGUCACCUUCGAAAGCCCCGCCGACGCCAAGGCCGCCGCCAAAGACAUGAACGGCAAGUCCCUGGAUGGUAAGGCCAUCAAGGUGGCGCAGGCCACCAAGCCGGCGUUCGAGAGCGGCCGACGGGGCCCGCUGCCGCCGCGCAGCAGCCGCGGCCGCCCGAGGGGCCUGCGGGGAACGCGCGGCGGCGGCCCGCGGCGACCCCCUUCCCGGGGCGGGCCCUCGGACGACGGCGGCUACGCGGGCGACUUCGACCCGCGGCCCUCCAGGGCCCCGCUGCCCAUGAAGCGCGGGCCGCCGCCGCGCCGCGCCGGGCCGCCGCCCAAGAGGGCCGCGCCGUCGGGCCCGGCUCGCAGCGGCAGCGGCGGGAUGCGCGGGCGGGCCCCGGCCCCGCGCGGGCGAGACGGCUACGCGGGCCCGCCGCGCCGGGAGCCGCCGCCCCCGCGCCGGGACCCCUACCUGGGCCCCCGGGAGGAGGGCUACUCGCCGCGGGAGAGCUACUCGAGCCGCGACUACCCGAGCGUCCGCGACCCGCGGGAUUUCGCGCCCUCGCCGCGCGAGUACACCUACCGCGACUACGGCCACUCCAGCGCCCGCGACGACUGCCCGUCGAGAGGCUACGGCGACAGAGACGGCUACGGCGGGCGCGACCGCGACUACGCGGACCACCCCAGCGGAGGCUCCUACCGAGACCCCUUCGAGAGCUACGGGGACCCGCGCAGCGCCGCCCCGGCGCGGGGGCCGCCGCCAUCUUACGGCGGGGGGGGCCGCUACGACGAGUACCGCGGCUGCUCGCCCGACGCCUACGGAGGAGGCCGCGACAGUUACGCCGGCGGCCGGAGCGACCGCUACUCGCGGGGCCGCGAGCGGGUAGGCAGGGCCGACCGCGGGCUCCCCGCGUCCGUGGAGAGGGGGUGCCCGCCCCCUCGUGAUUCUUACAGCCGGUCGGGCCGCUGGGUGCCCAGGGGCGGAGGCCGCCCUGGAAGCCGCUCGGAGAGAGGGGGAGGCCGGAGCAGAUACUAAGCAGGAGCAGACUUGGGACCCGAUGCGUUUGCGAAGAAAGCAGGCGGGAAGAGCCAGUUUAUUAUGGUAACCACCCAAGGACUACUGCAAGAAGAGUUAUUUUCACCUUUUAAGAAUUUCUUGUUAACGUCCUCUCCGUCGUUUUUUUUUUUUUUUUUCCUGUGCUUUUGAGAGGAAAAAGUUAAACCUCGUUUUAAGUUCGUUUUGGAAUUGUUAACAUUUCUUUCAACAAGCUCAUGUUAAAAGUCUGACUUGAAUCUGCGUACUAGUCUUGUUCUAUUUCCAAGUAGACGUUCUCCUAAAGGCUUCCUUCCUUCUCAAUUUCUGUGAUAAAUGAGGCAAACAUCUUUUACAAAUAUCUGCCCACUUACAGUGGAAAAGUGGAUCAUUCUGUCCAUUCAAACCAAUUAGAUUUCAUGGGGGAGAGGGGGAGGAAUUGGUGUAUGCUACUCCUAAGAAUUCAGGUGUCUUUCAAACUGAAUCUCAGUGUUCCCGGUGUUUACCAAAAAAAAAAAAAAAAAAAAAAAAAAGAACACCAGCAACAUCAGAAACCACUUAGCUCAUAUGCUUAUGUAAAGAAAGUUCUAAUAACUCUGUAAAUCUAAAAAAAAGCAAAUGGAUAAUGGUGAUCAUGUUUUGCUUUUUUGCCUUUUCUUUGAGAAUCUGCAGAAUCUUCUAUCCCCUUGAUCCCAAAAGUACCAUUCAUAAAUUUCAUAAAUGUUGAACAAGGAUGGAAUACUAAAUUAAAGAUUUGGCCAACCAACCACAGAGCUGGAAAAAACAAACACAAAACAAUAGAGUUUAUGUUCACCAACAAAUUAUUAAGAAACAAGUAGAAAAUACACCAUUGGUGGAUUUUGGGGAUUUUUAAUGGCUUCCAUUGCUAACUCCAAGCUGCUUGAGCUUGGCCCUAGAGCCAGCAGAUGGCUCCUCUGGAGAGAAUUGGGCUGCUUCUCCCUCUCGGGCUUCAGGAAUCAAAUAUCAGCAGCAUCAGAGCUCAGAGGCUCAGAGAAUCCCUGAGAAAGCUUGGCAUUUCAACAUCUGAGGAUCUCUACCUGUUAUGAGGGACCUUGGUGUUUCUAUCCACAAAAGGCAAGGGAAUGGGUUGACUAUUCCACAGUCUUAAGGUGGGGAAAAGACUUGUGUAGACAAAGAGAAACUGUCACAUUGCCCUCAGGAGGGAGAUCACAGUUUACUUUUUCACCUAAAGUUCAGGGCCAGGAAACAUGCAGUACCUGUGGAGUUCCUUCAUUUACUAGAGAGUAAGGUAAUUAAUUGUACGGUCAAGGGAUUUUAGCAACCACAGAAGGAUCAGGUUAAAGUAUUAGGACCCAUGUUCAGUGUAAUUGCUGGAGGAAAGAUGAACACCUGAAAGAGAUUUGAUUGUAACACACAUACAUAACUUAAAAACAUGAAUUUUCAACAAAAUAAUAAAAGGUCAAUUACAGGCUGCAAUUGUGACCCAGAAGAGCAAAUGCAGGAAAUAGCCAAAAAACAAAACAAAACAAAAUCCAGGACUCAAUCUAGUAAAAACAUGUAAGAUCUUUAUGGAAAAAUUGUUAAUUUUAUCAAAGAACAUAAAAGACGACUAAGUAAAUGGAGAUUCAUAUAUCACGGUUGGUAAGACUUUGUAACUAUUCUCAACCUCACAAAAUUAAUUUGGAAAAUCAGAUGAAGUUACAACAUUUUUCUCACACAGCUCCCCUCCCCUCUUUCCCAGUAACACCAUUUAUUUGUGUUGCUCAGCGGUGGAAUACUAAAUAUAAGAUUUGACUAACUACAAAACUGAAAAAAAAAAAAAAAGCUUCAUAUCACGGUCAACAAAUUAUUUUUAAAAAUGUAAAAAAAAAAUAAAAAGACACUAAUGGGAGUAUUAGCUAAUCCUAAAGCUUAUAAUGGUGGAAUAAAGGACAAGAGGAGCCAAAGCAAUUCUGAAAAAUGGUAAUUAGGAAGGACUCCCCUGCCAGGUAUCAAGACUUACUACAAAAUUCUGGUAACUUAAGUGGUGUGGCUAUCAACAGACCAACACACAACAGACCAACACAACAGACCAAAAUAGUCUAGAAAUCAGGCCCACUUGUGGGUGAAACAUGAGCUAUGACAGAGAUAGCUUUAAGUCAUUGUGAAAGGAUGGACCUUUAAGUGACUAUGUGCAAAAAGAUAAAAUGAGAUGGUUCCCUAACUCAGCAUACACAAAAAAUACAUUCUAGAUGGAGAUAUAAAUGUGAAGAGGAAGUUUUUUAAACACUUAGAAGAAAUAAAGAAGAACUGUAUCACACUGGGGUAGAGACGCAGACCUAAAAGGAAAAUUUGCCAUCUCCCACAUCAUGAUUAAAGUAUUUUUUAUGAUAAAAGAUUGUUAGUAAAGUGAAAUAUCAAACUAUAGAUUGGAAGAAUGAGUUGAAGUAACUUCCAAAAGAAUGCUUAAAAAUCAAUUAGAAAAUAGUGGGCACAAGAACUCUAUCUUUCUGAUAGAUGUAUAAAUUGACACAAUCCUAUUGGAAAUAAUUCAGGUCAUGCCUAGAAAAGUUGGAGGGUGCAUACCUUAUGCCCAGAAAUCCCACUGCAAGGAGAGGACCUAGAGACACUUGCACAUGUACAUAAGGAAAUAUAAACAGAUUGGUCUUUACAGCACUGUUUGAAUAUUAAAGUAGAAACGGCCUACCUGGAGUGGAUCAACCGAGGUUUCUUUGAAGUUCAAUGUAGAAGCUAACGUGAAUCAACCAGAACUGCAUGUAUCAACACGGGACUCCAGCAUCAUCCAGACUGUCUUAUGUGGCAACUGACUGCAUGAUUGAAUAUUUCCCCACCAACCUGAAAUGCAGCCUCAGGCUAAGGAGAAAGAGAGGUAACUUGUUAGUGUUGAGUGGGGCAGAAGUCCAGGCUGCUCGAAUUGUUGCAGUUUUAACGUAAAAUCACCUGAGACAAAUCUGAUACCCACUUGGGAAGUUGGCUGGCUCUGCAGACAGAUCGCUUCAAGGCUGAGAAAUUUAACCAUCUCAUUCAAAUGACAAGCACUCUAUGACUGAAUUACACACACAGAAUAACAGGUCAAGGUGCCCUAGGAGUUGCUCUAAGAAGAACUCAUGACUGAACAAGGCCUUUGUGUCCUGGAGAUCAAAUUGAAGGAGAUGGAGACUUUGGGAAAUCUAGCUCACUCAGCUGUGACAAUACUGCAAAAGCUCUUAGUGUGUCCUCAUAGUGCUCACGGCGUGUUGUCUUCAGAGUGUGUGUGCUGAGCUUAGAGGAGGACACGAACUGAUUUGCAUAAGGAGAUUCGAUGGUAGGAAAACCUCCUGGAGUCCUUCUACCUGGCAAACCUGAAGCUCAGGACUGGAAAUGAUACAAAGGGCCCCAAACAGGAGCUCUAUGGGAACUCUACUGCACUGCUGGUGGGAAUGCAAAUUGGUCCUAACACUAUGGAAAGCUGUGUGGAGGUUCCUCAAACUACUAAAAAUGGAGCUUCCAUAUGAUCUAGCAGUUCUACUCCUAGGGAUCUACCCAAAGGACACAAAAACAUUAAUUCAAAAGGACACCUGCAUGCCUAUGUUUAUUGCAGCACUUUUUACAAUAGGAGAAAGCAGUUUCUCAUCGAUUCUGG
This is a messenger RNA of Talpa occidentalis (Iberian mole), 4891 nucleotides long. It is a transcript of the gene RBMXL2, whose product is annotated as RBMX like 2. NCBI's taxonomy places the organism in Eukaryota, Metazoa, Chordata, Mammalia, Eulipotyphla, Talpidae. The transcript has 8 exons. Gene Ontology annotation, cellular component: spliceosomal complex. The coding region runs from base 112 to 1290 and encodes 392 amino acids. The record is from RefSeq and is a predicted model, not a curated record. Gene Ontology annotation, biological process: positive regulation of mRNA splicing, via spliceosome. Gene Ontology annotation, molecular function: RNA binding.